CGCGGAGGCAGCGGUUCCCCGGUGCAAAGUAAGAUGUCUCAAUAAACAAAAUGAGCGUGUUUGGUGAUUUUGAUUCACAGAUUUAAGUUGAUGUCAAGAAUCGCUUCAGCAGAGAAGAGCUUUUUCAUACAUCUUUUUAACUAUCAAGGUGAGGGGAUGGCCAAAGAUUCUAAAUUCAGCUUCGAGUUUUGGCUGCACAAGACUAUUGAAUGGGGUCAGAUAAGCACUUCAGAAUCUCAGCAAGAUGUCUGCCUUCACUUGCCUGAAUUACAGGAAUUUCUACUACAGAUUUAUGGAGCUUUGAAACAUAUGAACUGUAGUACUGCAGUCCAAGAGUUUCCACUAAUUGGUCAAUUAUUGGGAAGGCUUUGUUGGAACCCCUUUGUCAUUGGCUAUGACGAAUGCCAGAAGAUUCUAAUGUGGUGCUUAUGUUGUCUGUACAGUGGUGAACCACAGAACCCUGUGGAAUUGAAGGCCAACAGCUGGAUACAAGGUUCAUUGUGCCACUUGCUUUCAUUUUCUGGACUGAGAAAUCAUGACACUGAUAUCAACAACUUUAUUUCAACCCUUGGGUUCACGUCUGCAGAUUACUAUUCUAAAUUAAUUGAAAAUGUGGUCUUAUCAUUAGUGACAGAACUCAGUAGAAAUCAGUUUAAUGGAGUUAACAGACAACAAAGUAUGUCUUCUCGAGUAAAAUCCAUAUCCCUUCUCUGUAUACCUCUUAUUACUUUGCCUGAUGUAAUGCCACUGCUGGAAGCCCUUCUUAGCUAUCAUGGAGACAGAUCACAAGAGGUCCUCCAUGCUGAAUUUUUAGAAGCAGUGAAUGAGGCUGUGUUACGAAAAAAGAUUUUCUUGCCUGAAUCUGCUGUGUUGCAGUUGUGGCUUCGCCAUCUGCCUGGUCUGGAGAAAGCAGUGCUGCAGAAUCUUGAAAAUCUAAUCUCAACUCAGCCAAGUUCACUGGAAGAGAUGGAAUGUCUUAUAAAAUCUUCCUUAUUGCACCAAGCUGCAUGUCAUCCGGCAGUCUUCAGAACUAUAGAUGAAAUUUUCAAGAAUGCACUGCUGGAAACUGAUGGAGCACCAGAAGUAAUGACCGUAAUGCAGGUAUUUACACAGUGCUUUGUUCAAGCAUACCCACAAGAAUAUAAGCAGUUUAAGUUUCCACUGAAGGCCUACUUUCCUCAUAAUCCUCAUUCACUUGUGAUGGCUUUGCUUAAACAUCCCUCAGACUUGCCAGCUACUGGUUUGCAUCAACACUUGACCCACAUUGCAGAAAUGCUCAAAGCAGCAGUAGAAGCAAAGUGCACUGGAUAUUGUGGAGACCUCUUUGAGAACUGGUUUUUGUUUGUUCGUUUUGGAGAAUGGGCUGAUAUCGCAGCAGAGCAGUUGUUGUCACAAGCGGAAUCCUCAGAUGCUUUGUUGUGGCUUUUGGCAUUUUACUAUAAUCCAGGUGAAGAGGAUCGGCGGAGAACUCAAACAAUGGUGGAAGCAAGAUCUGUAUGUGACCAUCUGACUGUCCUGUUCCGAACUCCAACUAUUUCUGUCACAGAUCUGCAGACUGCAGUUAGCAGCGGAACAAAACAAAAGCAAUCUAGUAGCAACCUGGUAGUUACACACCUGAUUAUCAGCUUUCUGCUGUUUACUCCUACUGGACACACAGUAGCCGAAGAAUUUAUUACCCAUUUUGUAGUUGCAGGCAGUGAAAUUCCAGAAGUUACUGGUCUUCUAACUCGUCUUGCAAAUCGAGUCGGCCAACUUGGAAUGAAACAUCAAAGGACUUUAAAGUUGGUGAAUGAUCUCCUCCUAAAACUAAAAUGUGGAGUUUAGUUUUCUUUGUGAUACUCAGCCCAAUAGUCAGUCUAACUAAUCGGAACAGCCAGAUGGAGAAUGGAGAGAAGGUAUUUGGUCUUUUCACUUCCUUAAAUAUGAAAGUGUUUUGUGUCUACAGUUGAAUGGUAAAGAUAAAAAUAUUGAUAUAGAAGUUGUGAGCUGUAUUAUAUCUGACCUUUCUCAAGUCACUCUCUGAUUUAAUAGGUUUGCAUCCUAAAAGGACCUUCUUCUAAUUGACUUUGUCCCAAAAGUCAUAAGGCUGAUAACAAAACGUAAUUGUACUGGAGGGUUUUCCUUAUGUAGCUGAAUACCAGUAAAUUUGAAGUGAUAUUUGA
This is a messenger RNA of Lacerta agilis (Sand lizard), 2162 nucleotides long. It is a transcript of the gene FANCC, whose product is annotated as FA complementation group C. The transcript has 16 exons. Gene Ontology annotation, biological process: interstrand cross-link repair; nucleotide-excision repair; cellular response to oxidative stress. NCBI's taxonomy places the organism in Eukaryota, Metazoa, Chordata, Lepidosauria, Squamata, Lacertidae. The coding region runs from base 91 to 1824 and encodes 577 amino acids. Gene Ontology annotation, cellular component: Fanconi anaemia nuclear complex. The record is from RefSeq and is a predicted model, not a curated record.